Messenger RNA from Anopheles coustani, 1108 nucleotides. Its product is annotated as tryptase beta-2-like. Lineage: Eukaryota; Metazoa; Arthropoda; Insecta; Diptera; Culicidae. The record is from RefSeq and is a predicted model, not a curated record. Gene Ontology annotation, biological process: proteolysis. Bases 1 to 951 code for a protein of 316 amino acids. Gene Ontology annotation, molecular function: serine-type endopeptidase activity. The transcript is spliced from 2 exons.
AUGUCCGUCCACGCCGGACGGAUGCGCGUCUCGAUCGCCGUGGUGUUGCUGGUCGGGCUGUGCCUCGGACCGACUCCCACCGUGGCCCACCAGUGUUUCUGCGGUGUCCGCCGGGCGCAGAACGAAACCAUCUAUCCGGAUCACCCGAUCGAGCCGGGCGAGUGGCCCUGGCACACGCUGAUCUACCACUGGCCCGGACCGAAGCUGUAUCCGCCGGCGCGCAUCUGCGAGGGUGCCCUCAUCGACGAACGGUUCGUGCUGGCGGCGGCCCACUGCCUGAUGGUCGGUGGCGCCGGGCGCAAAGGUGAGCUGCUGCCGGCCGACCAGCUCGUGGUGCACGUGGGAGUCGUGGCGGUGCAGCAGGAUCACGACCAGUCCCGCCGGUUCCGGGUGCGCAACGUGACCGUCGAAGACGAGUCGGAUCUGGCACUGAUCGAGCUGGUGGUGGUACAGGAACCGCCCAGGGUACUUCCGCUCGGCAUGCCGCUGCUCGACAGUGAGGAGGGCAGCGGCGAGGAGCAGCCUGGAGGCUGGAAGCCGACGCCCGUCUGCCUGGUCGACGCCCUCGACCUAACUACCCUCUACGGUACCGAGAUGUACAUCCUCAACCAGAGCCAGCGGACCCGGCUGGGCGGCUACGAACCGGUACGCCUCGUGCUGGACGAGUUCCUCCUCUGCACCGGCUCCACGCUUGCCAUGAAGUCACGCUCCAUCAACGGCACCACCGUUUCCUUCACGAUCAAAGAUCUCAACCUACCCAGCCACGACCGGGGUACGGGACUCUACUUCAAGCACCAGGGCACCUGGAGCCUGCUCGGGUUCACCGUGGCCCGCGCCACCCGCCAGUGGACACCCGGCUCCGUCUGCCUGCCGAACGACAUCAUUUCCUUCGAUUGUCUCUACCCGGCGCUCGACUGGGUGAUGGAAAACUUCGCCGACACGAACAGCUGAAAAGGUCCGGAGACCACUUUCUUCUGUAUUGUGUGCCUGUGUGUGUGUUUGUGUGUAUGUGAUUUUGUGUGAGUGUAUAGUUUCGUUGUAAAACCCUCUGUAAACUUCCCUUCCUCAACCGAAAACACAAUAAAUUGUGCGAUUAUGUGACUCGGUA